Eptesicus fuscus (big brown bat) is the source of this 1691-nucleotide messenger RNA. RefSeq names its product zinc finger MYND-type containing 10 (gene ZMYND10). NCBI's taxonomy places the organism in Eukaryota, Metazoa, Chordata, Mammalia, Chiroptera, Vespertilionidae. The record is from RefSeq and is a predicted model, not a curated record. Bases 131 to 1453 code for a protein of 440 amino acids. The transcript is spliced from 12 exons. Gene Ontology annotation, cellular component: centriolar satellite; cytoplasm. Gene Ontology annotation, biological process: inner dynein arm assembly; motile cilium assembly; outer dynein arm assembly.
UUUCCAUGGCGACGAGGCCCACGCACCUCAACUGCUCCACAACUGUCGAGUCCCAGACUUCGGCCCCAACCGCACCUCAGCGCCGGCUGCGGCCCGGGGUCAGCGGAACCCCGCCUUUUCUGGCCCCGACAUGAGCGACCUGGAGCUGCUGCUGCCGGGGGAGGCUGAGGUGUUGGUGCGGGGGCUCCGCAGCUUCCCGCUGCUCGAGAUGGGCUCCGGAGGGUGGAACCAGCAGCAUGAGAGCCUGGAGAAGCUGAACAUGCAGGCCAUCCUGGAUGCCACGGCCAGCCAGGGGGAGCCCAUCCAGGAGCUGCUGGUCACCCACGGGAAGAUCCCCACGCUGGUGGGGGAGCUGAUCGCCGUGGAGAUGUGGAAGCAGAAGGUGUUCCCUGUGCUGUGCAAACUGGAGGACUUCCAGCCCCAGAACACCUUCCCCAUCUACAUGGUGCUGCACCACGAGGCCUCCGUCAUCAACCUCCUGGAGACCGUGUUCUUCCACAAGGAGGUGUGUGAGUCCGCAGAGGACACCGUCUUGGACCUGGUGGACUACUGCCACCGCAAACUGACCCUGCUGGUGGCCCGGAGCGGCAGCGGCGAGCCCCCGGAGGAGGAGGAGGCCGAGCACGUCCCUCCCAUGAAGGAGCUGCAGACGCAGGCCGAGCUGAUGGAAUUUGAGAUCGCACUGAAGGCGCUCUCCGUGCUCCGCUACGUCACGGACUGCGUGGACAGCCUGUCCCUGAGCGCCCUGAGCCGCAUGCUGAGCACCCACAACCUGCCCUGCCUCCUGGUGGAACUGCUGGAGCACAGUCCCUGGACCCGGAGGGAAGGAGGCAAGCUGCAGCAAUUUGAGGGGGGCCGUUGGCAGGCCGUGGCCCCCUCCGAGCAGCAAAAGAUGAGCAAGUUGGACGGGCAGGUGUGGAUCGCCCUGUACAACCUGCUGCUGAGCCCUGAGGCCCGGGCCCGCUACUGCCUCACGAGCUUCGCCAAAGGACAGCUGCUCAAGCUUCGGGCCUUCCUCACAGACACUCUGAUCGACCAGCUGCCCCCCCUGGCAGACCUGCAGGGGUUCCUGGCCCACCUGGCCCUGGCCGAGCCUCAGCCCCCUAAAAAGGACCUGGUGUUUGAGCAGAUCCCCGAAAUCUGGGAGCGGCUCGAGCGGGAGAACAAAGGCAAGUGGAAGGCCAUGGCCAAGCACCAGCUGCAGCACGUGUUCAGCCCCUCGGAGCAGGACCUGCGGCUGCAGGCGCAGAGGUGGGCUGAGACCUACAGGCUGGAUGUGCUGGAGGCCGUGGCUCCAGAGCGGCCCCGCUGUGCCUACUGCAGCGCAGAGGCCUCCAAACGCUGCUCGCGAUGCCAGAAUGAGUGGUACUGCUGCAGGGAGUGCCAGGUCAAGCACUGGGAGACGCACCGGAAGGCGUGCGUCCGGGUAGCCCCGGGUGACAGAGUGAAGUGAGCCGCAGCUGCUGAGCGCCCCCGCAGGGCCAUGCCACCCGCCAGAGGGGCGCCUGAGCCUCGGGGUGAGGAGAGCAGGCAGCCCCGUGCUCCCCCGCUUCCUGCCCCACCCAGCGGGCAGGCUCAGGGCGCUGCCUCAGCCGGGGCAGAAGGCCGCCUGGGCGGGCGAGGGCGAGGGCGAGGACCGGAUGUGGGGACCCUCUUCCUCCCGCUCGGUAAAGCUGCUCUCCAGAAACGCG